AUGUAUGGUUUCAUCCCAGCGGCAGCGCUGGCGUUUGUCAAGCAGCUGCCCAACAGCGAAGAUCUCCUGGACAAAAUCAGCCGCCGCCUCGACGGCAACAUCAACACAAACUUCUACACCCAGUAUGACGACAAAGAGACGCUCCUGGUUCUCAACACGGUGGCUGCGGUCACCAACCUGUCGUUGGAAGACCUGCUGGCCAACAUGGGCACGGUUCAGCUCGAGCAGUUUGAGGAGAAGGGCUAUGGACCCUUGAUCAGAAGCCUCGGGUCGACCAUGUUUGAGUUUCUGGAGCACCUCGACAGCCUGCACCUGAACCUGGUCCACUCGUAUCCGAACAUGAAGGCGCCCAGCUUCCGCCCCGAGCGCCUGCCAGACGGGCGCGUGCUGCUGCACUACUACUCGAGCCGCCCGGGCCUGUGGCCAUAUGCAACCGCGCUCCUCUCACGCAUCGGCCACGAGAUCUACGGGCAGACAGUGCACUUUGAGCACGUGCAGAAGAAGGAGCAGGGCCACGACCACGACAUCUUCGAGGUGGUGUCCGCGACGGGCGUCGAGCGGCCACAGACCAAGCACGAGACGGCGAGCAAGGAGCUGCUCACCUGCGACGCAACCACAACGGAGUUUGACGAGCUCUUCCCCUGGCACCUGCAGGUCGACUCGGACCUGCGUGUGAUCAGCAUGGGCAGCUCGCUCGCUCUCCGCUUCAACGAGGAGGAGCUGAAGAAGCAGAAGCGGCUCAUGGACGUGGUCACCGUGACCCGCCCAAACCACGUGCUCAACGACUUUGAGCACCUGAAGCAGUUUGACCGCACCGCAGUGAUGCUGAUGGUGCGGGACGAGUGGUACUCCCAGAUCAAGGAGCAGAAGCUCGACGAGAAGAAGAAGGCCCAGCUCAUGCGCGCAGGCAGCAGCCUCUUCAACGUCGAUGCGCACGCCAACACACCCGCCGGGAGCGCCAUGUCGGCCGCGUUUCUCAACGACCAGUUCAUCUCUGCAACGGCAGACUUUCUUUACCUGCAGGGCGAGUUUAGGUACAACCCACGCGACAACACGCUGCUGUUUGUGGGCGUGCCCUCUGCGCAGACACCGGAGGAGCUGUACAAGUGCGGACUCGGUCUGCCCGACAUCCCCAUCCACUCCAACGGACGCGAGAUGCUGUUCAACAACGUCCACCAGUCGGCCACGGUUGGGGUCGCUGCGCAACUGGAGCAGGUGACGCAGGACCUGGAGAAGGCGAAACGCGAGCUUGGCCUCGAGAAGAAGAAGGUCCACGAGCUCCUCUCAAGCAUCCUCCCGCAGACUGUGAUUCAGUACCUUGCAAACGGCGAGGAGGCCCCCGCUGAGCGGUUUGGAAACGUCAGCAUCCUUUUCUCCGACAUUGUCGGCUUCACCAAGAUCUCCAGUGCCGUGCGCCCAACGCAGGUCAUGGACAUGCUCAACAGCCUCUUCCUCCGCUUCGACCAGCUCUGCGACAAGCACGGCGUCUACAAAGUCGAGACCAUCGGCGACGCCUACAUGGUUGCGUCUGGUCUUCCAGAAACGACUCCCGACCACGCAGAGCGCCUCUGCCGGUUUGCGAUUGACAUGCUACGUGCGAGCCGGGAGGUGCUGUCGCCCGUUGAUGGCGCCCCAAUAAGGAUGCGCAUUGGCAUGCACAGCGGCUCUGUCAUGGCGGGAGUCGUCGGACAGACGCGUCCUCGCUACUGUCUCUUUGGCGAUGCGGUUGCUGUUGCGGCGCAGAUGGAGAGCGCUGGCGUACCGUCGUGCAUCCAGAUCAGCGCGUCGAUGAUGAGCGAGCUGCGUGCCGGCAAUGCGACGGUGCAGUCCCGCCCGCGCGGCGAGGUCGAGUUGAAAGGCCGCGGUCUCAUGCAGACGUUCAUCCUUGUUGGCAUGGAGAAGGUUGACCCGCUGCUGCUGCCGCCAGAUGACGAGGUGGGCGUCGGUAAGAAGAUUGUCGCGUCAGGCGGGAAGGAGGCACUGUUGUCGAUGAGCAAUGGUGCAGAUACACACUCCGUUUCGUCGUCGGCCCCGCGACGAGACAGCAUCGCGCUGCCGCUCGCAUUGCAGAUGCUGCAGCCGCAACACCCGCAGUCACCACCCGAGCCUGUGAUGUACAUGGUGCGGGUGCAGGCACGGCAUGGCGAGACGACAACCCUUCUCGGUGUCCAGGAGUCGAUGACGCUUGGUGACGUCGCCGCAACCGCAAUGCAGGAGCUCGGGCUGCCGGCGACGCGACUGAGCGUGUUUGCGGACGAGGCCCGCGGGAAGAUGCUGCUGCUGUGCCAGCCGCUCGGCACAGCUGUCCGGAGUGGCGUUGUUGCGACACUGACGGAGAAGACGGGUGGCGGUGAUGGUCCCGAUGGCGAUGAGAGCAUGGAGUUUGUCGAGCUGUUCCUUCGCUAG
Messenger RNA from Salpingoeca rosetta, 2406 nucleotides. RefSeq names its product guanylyl cyclase a-subunit. Gene Ontology annotation, molecular function: guanylate cyclase activity; heme binding. The record is from RefSeq and is a predicted model, not a curated record. The transcript has 11 exons. Gene Ontology annotation, cellular component: guanylate cyclase complex, soluble. Bases 1 to 2406 code for a protein of 801 amino acids. NCBI's taxonomy places the organism in Eukaryota, Choanoflagellata, Craspedida, Salpingoecidae. Gene Ontology annotation, biological process: response to oxygen levels; cGMP biosynthetic process.